AUGGUGAUCGUCAGAGUCCUGAAUGGACCUCCGACAGGCAGGUCCCUAAUCGGCAUUCCGCGAAAUAGGGAUCCAGUAAACGACGAAACCGAGCCAUGGUUUUUCAUUAAUGGGAUAGCCACCGGGAAGCACUGGCACCAGUCGAACCUGACCGCGCUGGCAGACACCUUUGGCCGGCAGAUCGUGGGCAUCCACAACCCAACCAAAGGCGUGAUCCUCGAUCUUGUCGAAUGCCUCAUCCAGCGCGAUCUCGACUACAAAACAGCUGACAUCCGACAAGGCCGAGCCCAACUUCGCGCCGCGCUCGCCGCAUCUACCACGAAGAAAGUAGUCCUCAUCGUCCACUCGCAAGGCGGGAUUAUAGCGUCCUCGAUCAUCGACUGGCUGUAUGGCGAGCUCAGCGAAUCCCAAAUACAGAAACUAGAGAUAUACACUUUCGGCAUCGCAGCGAGACAGUUUCGCAAUCCGCCUCUGCACGAGCCGCAAGAUAGCGAUCCGGCGGGCAAUAUCCCCCGCCGACAGAUUCAAGGAGAAAGAGCAAUCCGAAAUAUCGAACACUACGCAAAUAGACAGGAUUUCUUCGCUAAUAUCGGAGUUUUGCAGUUCACGGCACCCGCGGGCGCGUAUUCGAAUGCAAGUGUGUUUUCUGGGACUGUCUUUGUCCGAGAGGGAUCGGGGCAUUUGUUUAAUAUGCAUUAUUUGGAUCCGAUGUUUGGGGAGGAUAGUUCCUUUAUGGAGAGUAUGGUCGAUGUGCGCCCUGGUGAUGGACCGGGGAAGCCUGUCUCCAUGCGAAUCAGGGAGUUCUCCAGGUUGUACAAGUACAAAAAUGGGGAGAGCCCGGAGGAACAGGAUGCUAAGUGA
This is a messenger RNA of Aspergillus udagawae, 861 nucleotides long. RefSeq lists its product as uncharacterized. The transcript is spliced from 3 exons. Lineage: Eukaryota; Fungi; Ascomycota; Eurotiomycetes; Eurotiales; Aspergillaceae. Bases 1 to 861 code for a protein of 286 amino acids. The record is from RefSeq and is a predicted model, not a curated record.